Messenger RNA from Priceomyces carsonii, 819 nucleotides. RefSeq names its product mitochondrial 54S ribosomal protein mL46. Bases 1 to 819 code for a protein of 272 amino acids. Lineage: Eukaryota; Fungi; Ascomycota; Pichiomycetes; Serinales; Debaryomycetaceae. Gene Ontology annotation, molecular function: structural constituent of ribosome. The transcript has a single exon. The record is from RefSeq and is a predicted model, not a curated record. Gene Ontology annotation, cellular component: mitochondrial large ribosomal subunit.
AUGCUCUUUCGGUCAGCAGUUAGGAAAUAUUCUUCUCAGUCAGUGAAUCCGCUAAUUUCGUCGACAUUAUUGCUCUCUAGGAAUCCUAUCGUAACUGCGGAUUUACCUGAGUUUGAAAACCAGUAUUACAAGUACCAGAAUGAGUUGUGGAAAAGAUUAAUGUGGACAUUUCCAAAGUGGUUUUACUAUAGAGAAGGAACUUUGUCUGAGCAGAGAUAUAGGGAGCUAAAUAAGAAUCCCGUAUUUAACAACCCUAAUGUGGAGUUUCCAAAAGGAAGGCCUGAGAUUAGACAUCAAAGAGAUAGACGAUUUAAACAAGAGAUUAAUCUUCCAAAGACGUAUUCUGAAGCUAAGGAGGAAGAAACUGAUGAAUUUAAGGUAAAUGACAGUUUAUCUCGUAAAAUUGUACCUAAUUCAAGGUUAACUAAAGCUGAUGAAAAUAAAGACCUUACCAGUUUAGAAAGGAAGUUGACUAGAACAUUAUAUUUGGUGGUUGGCGAUAGCAAACGUUGGACUCUUCCUAACUUCAAAGAGGAGACCGCGAAUGAUCUUAAGCCGUUACAUAAAUUGGCAGAAGAAGGCUUAUAUAAAAUUGGGGGGGAAAACAUCAACUAUUUCAAUGUUUCCAAUACUCCAUGUCAUUUAUACAAAGGAAAUGAUGGUAAAAGGGAAUAUUUCAUAAAAUCACAUAUACUAUCUGGUAGAUUUAGUCCAUCAAAUUCAGCAUUAAAGUAUAUGUGGUUGACAAAAGAAGAAAUGGCCAAAAACCUUGAGAAGGAUUAUUAUAAUGAUAUUAAGCAUCUUUUAAGUGAUGUUUAA